GCGAAACGUUUUCAUUCUAAUUUAAUGCGAUCUGCAGAUCUGCAGUAGCGUGCUGUACUGUACGGCGUUUAUAGGUAUGGAAGCCUGGUGAGGACGGAAUGGGUGCAGGGACGUUUGGUGCCGUAUUAUGAAUAUCCGUAUCUAACUGAUGUGAGAAUAAUGGCUAAACCAAAUCUUGCAAAAUUCAGAAGAAUCAGCAACGUAGAAAAUACUGGGCAGCUCAUAAUAUCAAGUUUCUUUAGUAAGAACACGAAGCCUAAAGAACUACCAUUUGCAGAACUAUGUGGAUCAGUGCCAGAUGAAUUAGAAGUUGACAGCAACUUACCAUCACCAGCAAAAAGGCAGAAAUGUUGUGACGACAGUGAUGUAGUUCCUGUACAAGAAAUUGCAGGCUCUAUUUCUGCCAGAACUCUGGAAAAAAUUAAAAAAUUUUCGGCAUAUCAUGAUGUUAAUGAACAAUUGGAAUGUGUUGAUAUUUCCAGAACAAAGGUUAUUGAAAGUAGAAAAAGGAAGAAAGAAAUUAAUUUAUUUGGCGCUUGGGAUUCAAAACAAGAUUCCUCUGUGCUUUCUGAUAAAGGAGAGUGUAGUACUCUGUCACCCAGUAAAAAUCCCACCAAGACUACAGACUGCAGUGUCAGCAGUAGUAAUUCCAUUGUGAAAUACACUCCGCUCGAGCAGCAAGUUUUAGAACUGAAAAGACAACACCAUGGGAUGAUUCUUAUGAUUCAGACUGCUUAUAAAUACAUGUUCUUUGGUGAAGAUGCUGAGAUUGCUUCCCGUGUACUGAACAUCAUGAUAUCACAGAACCACAACUUUCUUACUGCUGUUAUUCCAACAGUUCGAUUACAUGUUCACAUCCGGAGACUUGUGGAGGAAGGUUACAAAGUUGGUGUGGUGAAUCAGACAGAAACAACAGCAGUGAAGGCAGCUGGAGAGAACAAGAAUGCCCCAUUUACUCGAGAACUUGCUCAUGUGUAUACUAAAGCUACCCUUAUUGGAGAUGAUGUGGAUCCCUUAUCACAAGAGGGAGAGUUUAUACAGGGAGGCACUGUUGCAAGUUACAUCAUGUGUAUUGCAGAAUCUGCAGAGACAGUAUCUAACAGUCAACAGAAAUCAACUCAUCUGGCCGUAGUGGCAUUUGACCCCAGCACAGGAGAGACAGUUUAUGAUGCAUUUGAGGAUGGGCCUUGUCGAGAGGAACUGGAGCAGCAUCUUGAACAUUUAGAUCCAGCAGAAAUUCUAGCACCUCAUUCACUAUCCCAGGAGACAGAGCGCCUUGUCAAGUGCAGCCAUGCAAGAGUAGAGAGACUGGAAGAUGAUUUAUAUAACUUCACCAAUGCACUGGUGCAAGUCGCAUCUUUCUUCUCUGGACACGGUGACUCAGAAUCUAAUUCACCAAAGUUCCAGGCAAUGACCGAUCUGCCCCCUCUAACUGUGGUAUGCUUUUCUGUUUUGAUUCACCAUCUUAAACAGUUUGGAUUGGAGCAGGCAUUGAGGGCAGAUGGGUUACGAAGUUUUGCUUCAGACUCAAGAUACUUGCAAAUGGAUGCUAGUGUUCUUCGGAACUUGGAGGUAUUUCGGAGCAUUGUGGGUUCUCACAAAGGAAGUCUUUUCUGGGCCCUUGACCACACAAGAACAAAAUUUGGAUCCAGAUUACUACAUGAGUGGUUAUCACACCCUUUACGUGAUUUGACCAUACUGCAAAGUCGUCAAGAAGCCAUCAGUGAACUUCUUCACUCUGAGUCCCCAGUUGUUCAUCAGUUACAGGAACUCUUGGAUGGAAUCCCAGAUAUUGAUCGUGGCCUCACCACAUGUAUACAUCAGAGGUGUGGACCAUCAAGUUUAUAUGCAGUUUUACAGACUUUGGGAAAACUGCAAACAGAUUUGCAGUCUUUAUCUGCACUAGCUGAACAAGAUCUGCAGAGUUCCUUGCUACAGGAUUUGAUCAAGAACACUGUACAGCUGUUGUCCAAUAUUCAGCCUUUCCUCCAGAACCUCAAUCCUAUGGCAGCUAGGAAUGGAGACAAGACAAAAUUGCUUCAUGACUACUCUGCCUUUCCAGCUGUUACCAAGAGGUUGGAACAGAUCUCAGCAGUUACUCGACAACUGCAGGACCUGAAACCUGGAAUUACUCGGACGUUGGGCCUAUUCAGAUUUGAUUAUGUGACAGUAUCAGGUCAAGAAUUUCUCAUUGAGAUAAAACAGAACCAAAAGAAGUCCAUUCCAAGCUCUUGGAGGAAAAUCAGUGAGACAAAGCAGGUGGUUCGUUAUCGAUCACCUGAAGUAGAUACUUGUGUCAAGGAACUAAAUCGACUGAGGGAGCACCUUGUGGUUGACUGUCAUGCUGCAUGGCUGAGUUUUGUUACAGAGUUCAAUGCUCAUUACUUUGCCCAUAAGAAAGCCAUAAAAAACAUUGCCAUAUUAGAUGUCUUGUUUUCCCUGGUUGAAGUGGCAAAGCAAGAGUCUUAUUGCAAGCCUACAUUGGUGGACAUGGAAGAAACGGUUAUUAAUAUUGAAAAAGGAAGGCAUCCUGUGAUACCGCUUCUUUUUUCAGCAGAUGAUCAGUUUGUAGCAAAUGAUACAGAAUUGAAGAGUUCCGAAGAAUGUUGCAUGAUUCUCUCGGGUCCAAACAUGGGUGGCAAGUCUUGCUAUAUAAGACAAGUGGCUCUUAUUGCAGUGAUGGCACACAUUGGUUCAUAUGUACCUGCAAAGAGUGCCACAAUCAGUAUAUUGGAUUCUGUGUUUGUCCGUAUGGGAGCUAGGGAUGAAUUGCUUCAAGGACGAAGCACUUUGAUGCUGGAGCUGACAGAAGCCUCAGUCAUUCUGCGUAAGGCAACUUUUCGUUCAUUGGUGCUGCUGGAUGAACUUGGGCGUGGCACAAGCUCUUGUGAUGGAACCUCUAUCGCCAUUGCUACUUUAUACCACCUCUUGACACAGGUACAGUGCUUGACCCUGUUUGUAACUCACUAUCCAGCUGUGAUGGAAUUGGAGCACCAGUAUGUAGGGCGAGCUCGAAACUACCACAUGGCUUUCUUAGUCCAUGAUAAAGAAGAUGAGUCCCCUGAAGAAUUAACUUUUCUUUAUGAGGUUACUAGUGGAUCAGCAGGACGUAGCUAUGGACUGAAUGUAGCACGGCUAGCUAACCUGCCACCACUUAUACUACAGUCAGCCUCAAAAAAGGCUGUAAUGCUAGAAUCAUGGGCAAAUUCUAAAUGUUUUACUCGUCAGCAUUUUCAGCGUUUAUGGCAAAGCAAUGACCUCAAAGGAAGCCUGGAAGCAUUGGGAAGGACUAAAUGUGAUUAAAGAAGUGUGUCAUCCAGAUAAACUGUAUCCUGGUUUAUAUGGAUUUAUAAUUUGAAAACUACUAUGUUAUACGAAAACAUCUGAUGAUGCAAAUGUCUUACCAGGUAGAUGAAAAAUGUGUAAAGCAUUACAUUCAUAGAAGUGGGUAUUUCCUUGGUAAUGUAAGCCAGCAGACUGAAAGAAGACUGCAUUGCUGCUAAUGCAUUUGAAUCUUGUAUGUCUGCUGUUAUCUCAUUAUUGUAGCGAACCGAACUGUGGUAUUCUCCUUCAUUCUUUGUCAGUACAGAUGUUUGCUCUUGUACAUGCUGUUUAUGACAAAAUUUAUUUUGCAGCUGAAUAUCAAUUCCUUCAGUGGCAGAUUUGUAAGAUAUCUCAAGAGCCCAAACAAACUGAGAUACUGUAAACAUUAGAAGAUAUAGAAAGUUUCAGGGUAUUUAUAAAAAUCAUCAAAUGGGAUUUCUGUUUUCACAAGUUUACGAAACACAUCAGGCACCCUGCAAAGCAGAUAUUUUAAGAAAAGAGGGCCCCUGCUUGUAAAGAGAAUAGUUCCAGGACAUAACUGGAAGAUUUUCUUCCACAUCAGUGAAGCAAUUAGAAAGAAUAAAUUCACCACUUUCUUUUCUUAAAACUUUGCAGUCCCUUAGUAUCAUACACCAUGGAUUUCAUAUACAUUCUGUUUAGCACUGGACCACAGAAGAGUUAAUUUUGAGAUGAGAAAAGUGUGUAUACUCCAUCUGCUAUGGAAUGAGGCUGCAGCAUUGUCAGUAAGUGAUGCAGACCAUUAUGUGAUCAUUAAAAAGGUACUAGAUUUUGUUUUUAACAUGCUUCCUGUAUGCAUAUGCCAGUGGGAAAUUCAGACAUAAUUACGCAGAACAUUUCUUCCAUGAGGUUGCCUACACAAACUAUGACAUGAUUUGGUUUAUAUGGUGUGUGGAUUUCAGUAAUGCUGCUCCUGUUUAAAGUAAUACAGCAGUUAUCCUCCAAAUGCAGUUACUGAAUGUGAUCCCUUAUGUGCUACCCCAUGGUAUCAAAUUCCACCACUUCAGUAUACAUGAUGUAUCAGAGACCAUAUUCACUUUGACAUCUCCUUUCAGUGCACAAGGAAAAUCUCUGCUCUGACCCAGAGAAAGAGAGAUAAAUCAUAUUUUGUAUCAUAAGCUAAACUUCUUUCCUUUGCAUCUCCUUCUGAACCCUAAAUCACAGAGAUCAGUAUUUUAUUUAUUAUUUGAGGAAUUAUAGCAUUAUGAAGGAAAUAAUUAAAUUCAUGAUAUAAGGUCAUCCUUCAGCUGUUGAUGUGUAUCAGCGAGUGAAGAAAUUCCAAUCAUAUGAAACAUGAAGGCUGAUCAUAAUAAUCACAAAAGCCCACCAUCUACUGGCUUUUAUGAUCAUCUUAAUGAAUUUAUCUCGUAUCUUGCUGUAGAAUGUACAGCCUAUAUAUUUUGGUGCAGGAUCACAAAAAAGUUACAAUCACUGGUAAUUUUAAUUAUGACUGUAAUAUGUGUGUGUGUGUGUGUAUAUAUACUGGGUGGAGCAGAGGAAAUGCAUGUCUUUCACAUAAGAUUAACUUUGCUGAUUUUCAAGAUAAAACAUUUUUAAUUAUACAAAACAGAAGGCAUUUUAAUGCAUUUUUAACUUACAUUACAUAUGGAAAAUAAUGUCAGAUGACGUCCUUCUUGC
Molecule: messenger RNA, 4980 nt
Organism: Cryptotermes secundus
Lineage: Eukaryota; Metazoa; Arthropoda; Insecta; Blattodea; Kalotermitidae
Product: DNA mismatch repair protein Msh3
Exons: 19
Coding region: 160-3303 (1047 amino acids)
Biological process (GO): mismatch repair; mitotic recombination
Cellular component (GO): nucleus
Molecular function (GO): ATP-dependent DNA damage sensor activity; mismatched DNA binding; ATP binding
Source: RefSeq, a predicted model, not a curated record